This is a messenger RNA of Scleropages formosus (Asian bonytongue), 1892 nucleotides long. Its product is annotated as transcription factor Sp5-like. The transcript is spliced from 2 exons. Gene Ontology annotation, biological process: regulation of transcription by RNA polymerase II. The record is from RefSeq and is a predicted model, not a curated record. Bases 275 to 1393 code for a protein of 372 amino acids. NCBI's taxonomy places the organism in Eukaryota, Metazoa, Chordata, Actinopteri, Osteoglossiformes, Osteoglossidae. Gene Ontology annotation, molecular function: DNA-binding transcription factor activity, RNA polymerase II-specific; RNA polymerase II cis-regulatory region sequence-specific DNA binding.
CAUAGGAGCUUUGUGGAUUCAAAGGAUUUGCUUUCCCCUCUCAAAGAGCCGCUAUUCUUUGAUGAUUGGGCAGCGGAGAACUUCAAAGUAAUAAAUCUUAUUUCUGACUGGCUGGCGGCCCACCAAAGUCCUUAUCACAUUCUAAGGAGUGAUCCCUCGCUCUUCAGAUGGUCCAGGGAUAUUGGUGGGAGAAGGAGCUCGGCAGCGCUUUCCUACAUGAGUCCAUUGUGCGGAGCGACGUGGCUUUUUCUCUGAAGAGCCGCGCAGGAGGCGGAUGAUGGCCGCAGUGGCUGUGCUGAGGAAUGACACGCUUCAGGCUUUCCUGCAGGACCGCACACCCAACUCUUCUCCCGAGAGCACCAAACACUCCCCUCUGGCUCUGCUAGCGGCCACCUGCAACAGGAUCGGACACCCCCCUGGGUCGAGUCCCCCCGAUUUCCUCCAAGUGCCCUAUCAUGACGGCGCCCUGGGCGCCCCGUCGCCCAUUUUUCACCCGUGGAGCAGCGAGGGGUGCGCGCAGGGCGCCGCUUUGGCACUUUCUUCUCCCAAAUCUCAGCUCUCCGCGCACAUCCAGUCCUCCUUCGGCUCCCACCAUGAGCUCCCUCUCACCCCUCCGGCGGACCCCACCUAUCCGUACGACUUCUCCCCGGUGAAGAUGUUACCGUGCUCCAUGCAGUCCCUACAGUCCACGUGUCCGCCCACGUACGUCCCCGCAGUUACGUACGCCGCCCCGGCGUCCAUCGCACCCGCGAUGCCGGGUUUCGUUCCCGCGCACUCGGGUCUGAUACACCAACAGCCGAGGCAGGUGUCCCCGAGUCCGGGGGAGGACAUCCCUUGGUGGAGUCUGCAGCAGGGAAACCCCGCGAGUCACCCGUCGUCCCUCGCGAGCCCGCGCUUCCCCUUGCAGAGAAGCCUGGUUCUGGGACACACGGAUUUCGCGCAGUAUCAGACUCAGAUCGCGGCUCUGCUGCACACCAAGUCGCCCCUGGCCACCGCCCGCAGGUGUCGCAGGUGCCGCUGCCCCAACUGCCAGUCGUCGUCGAGCCCCAGCGAGGAGCCCGGCAAGAAGAAGCAGCACAUCUGUCACAUCCCGGGCUGCGGGAAGGUGUACGGCAAAACGUCGCACCUGAAAGCGCACCUGCGGUGGCACACCGGCGAGAGACCGUUCGUGUGCAACUGGCUCUUCUGCGGGAAGAGCUUCACGAGGUCGGACGAGCUGCAGAGACACCUGCGGACGCACACGGGCGAGAAGAGGUUCGUGUGUCCCACCUGCUGCAAGAGGUUCAUGAGGAGCGACCACCUGGCCAAGCACGUGAAGACCCACCAGAACAAGAGGAUGAAGCCUCAGGAGAAAGGCGUCAAGAGGGAGGACGCUGUGACUGGAAACGUGUAGGAGGAGAUGAGGAGAUGAGGAGAUGAGGAGAUGAUCGUGUCGAUCAUGAUGAUGAUGCUGCGCUGGACUAACUGAGUCUAACUGUGUGUGUACUGUGCGAUCGGCCCAUAGACACGUUCUCGCGGGAUAAUUCAUUGGAAUACUGGAACAUAUCCAUCAUUUAUCCGGCAUGCGCUGGAAAUAAGAAUAUAUACUUAUUUUUGAUAGGCCUUGUUUGUAUCUUACACUGUCUGCGCUGGUACAAGGAUUUCGCUGUUCAAUCCUUGUAGAGACCGUUUGAGUCUACAAGUUUCUGCAACUUGUCUUCGGGUUUCUGUCUUCGGUGGAAGAACUUACGUGUAUAUACGAUUGAAGAGCUUUUGUUGAAUGAAAGUGUGAAAAGUGUUUUUGCCCCAUGCGGGGUGUCUACGCAUGCUUUCCAAAAAAACGACCUCCAUGCUGUUUGAAAAAAUAAAAAAAGCGAUCCUCUCCUCUGUGUCCCAAAGCGCCGCCGUUGAUA